Messenger RNA from Topomyia yanbarensis, 615 nucleotides. RefSeq lists its product as uncharacterized. NCBI's taxonomy places the organism in Eukaryota, Metazoa, Arthropoda, Insecta, Diptera, Culicidae. The record is from RefSeq and is a predicted model, not a curated record. The transcript has 2 exons. Bases 58 to 615 code for a protein of 185 amino acids.
AUCAUUAGUUUGGCUUUGCCAUUCGUGAACCAACGGCACCUGCCCCUCGGGUGUAACAUGAAACUAUCGCAUCUGAUUAGUUGGUCGGUAAUACUGACAUUUAACAGUGGUCAUCCACUGCCUAAAAUGAGCGCCCGUCUGGACGGAUUCGAAUCCGUAAACGGGAGUUUCACCGAUUUUACAAAGAUGCGAGUAAGAAGAUUUAACCAAACCCACACAGUGCUCAACGGCACUUUCGAAGUUCUGAGGAAUUUGGGAGAGACGUUGGAGUCUGGUGUUAUCUGUGACCGAAGCGCUAUGAGAAGUAACCUAUUGCAAAGGACACCCUUCAAGUUGCCCUUCACACCCUUCUGUGAUCACAUGAAAACUAGAUAUCGCUACUUUCAACGGAUGUACAGUAACUACACCAAUAUGCCUCCGGUACCCCCGGAAGGGCUGUGUCCAUUUCCGAAGGGUUCUUACUGGAUUAAAGAUCUGCUGGUCAAUAACUCGAUGGUUCCGAGGAUGAUACCCGAGGGUUUUUGGCGGUGCUAUUUAAUGAUACGCGACAGUACUAUUGGACUGAUCACGGAUUGCGUGCAGGUGUUUUUUACCCUUACCAACGAGUUGCAUUAG